This is a messenger RNA of Sebastes umbrosus (honeycomb rockfish), 2429 nucleotides long. RefSeq lists its product as uncharacterized. The transcript has 6 exons. NCBI's taxonomy places the organism in Eukaryota, Metazoa, Chordata, Actinopteri, Perciformes, Sebastidae. The record is from RefSeq and is a predicted model, not a curated record. The coding region runs from base 1803 to 2429 and encodes 208 amino acids.
CAGAGUCAUGAGGAGGUGCAGAAGUCUAAUUAUCUCUCAGAACACUUGAAUUACAAUAUGCUGAAAGGUUAUUAUGGAAUUUUUGCCCAAUGAUGCCAAAAAUAUACUGCCUACUGCCACUUCAAUGAAUUGCUUUUUAAUGCCGCAGUAUGGAAGUCCACCCUUGCCAAAAGUCAAAUAAAAUGACAUACUCAAAUUUAGAUUUUAGCUUUCCAUUUGUGUGCAAAUAUUGCAUGAUGAACAUUUGAGAAGCAAUAUGUCAUAACUCUAAAAAUGUAACUGUUAAAAUCAUUUUCAAUGCAUUAAGAACCAUGACACCACCGUGAUACUAAUUAAAUUGAUGUUUCAUUUUCAAAUUGGCAGAUCAUGCGCAACCUGAGCUUGAAAGUAAAAUUUCUAACUGGAUUUUUAUACAUUUUACAUUUUAAUAAUGUCUUGUUAUUAGCUCAUUUCUAAUGAAAAUGAAAUGAUAAUGGUCUUUUUCAUGUUCAUUUCCAAAAAGACUAGGAUUUACUCCCAGGUCUCUUUUGUUAAAUUAGCCAUCAAAAAUUGCAAUUUGAUGUAAUGAUUUAAUUAAAAAACAUUGGCAGCUCUGGACUUCCAUAUAACAGAACAUCUCUUAUUUAUUUUUCUUGAUGCUGCCUCACACACGCACACACACUUUCAGGUAAACGUGCACCUGUCCACCCACGCACACACCCUCACAGUUAUGCAGCUGCAAGUGUUUCUCUUUUAUAGCUCAGUGAGGAUUUUCAGUGAGAGGUAUCUGACUUUUCUCUCUUUAUUCCUACAGUGACCCUGAGCAACACACACACACACACACACACACACACACACACGCACACACACACAUACACCCACACAACUGCGCACAUACACAAACACACAGACUGGCCUGAGGACAGAGAUGGAGAGCUCUAAUUUCCAAAGGACCCGCAAAGUCUUUCCAUCCCUCUAAACUCAAUCUCCUCUCUUUCUUCCUCUCUCAACAAAGCUACACACACUUGCAGAAUUAACACACAUACGGACACACAGAAACUUUAUUAUCCUUUAACUAAAUGCACAAAUCUGUAUCUCUCUUGGGUCUCCCUCUUACUGGCAUUAUUUAACCCCCACCACCAUCACCACCACACACAAUUCUUCAAAUCACGCUGACACCUUGUGACUCCGUCAUACGUGCACAGUCGAUUACGUUUCAAAGCUCCCAGACAGGGAGCAGAGAGAUGAGAUUGAUGCUGGAUAAAGCACGUAAUACGCCUUUCUCAUGCUCCACUGGGCUCUGAACAAGGGCCUGGAGGUCUAUAAGAAGGAUUGACAUUGUAAAAGAUGGAGAAAAUGAUAGUUUGACAUAUAAGCCCACAGAUUCAUGACCAAGCAAUACUAUUCUGUAACCAAAUAGUCCCACGUUUGAUUCUUUGCAAAUGCACAUCCAUCAGUCGUUUCCUGUCCUGCUGUUUUUUUUAGUGAAUGCGCCGAACCCCUACCUGCUCACUCCAUCACGCGUCGCUGUGGAUAAUAGCAUCAGCUAAAUCCCCAUCAUGUAAAGAGGCCCGGAGACGUCCAGAUGGUCCGCAGCAGCGCACAUAAUUUGUCAAAGAAAAUGAUGCUGAACAGUGUCACAUUUUCUGAAGUGGACUUUUUCUCCAUCUUGGGCCGAGGCCUCUAAGUGCCUUUUUACACGACAUUAAACGCGCCGUGAAUCCCUUUUAAGAAGCGAAGAAACACCUCAGACGUUCCCUGACACGGAGACACAAAGAAAGAGCCCUCUCCGGCGUCUCGCCCCCUUGACUCCGAACACUUUGAUGCGGCCGAAUGGAGCAAAGGGAGGGCAUCUUUCCGCCGCCGCCUACCUGCAUCCGCUUUCAUCCGGGAGUGAUGCUUUCCUGCGGAGGGAGUCCUGGCACUGCCUUUUGUGGAGCAAUAACAGCAUCUCUGGCCUUUCUCACCCUUCGCCCAUCCAUUUCAGUAUAACUCAAGAGUGUGAGCGGUUUAGGAGCGGCGUCGAAAGACCUCCCGGGAAUGGUGAUGAACUGCACAUCGUCAGGUGCGUGGCGGGCGAGAAGAAAAACAGGCACGCAGACAGCUCUGACAAGCAAUUACACCGCGGCUUGUUUGGGAGGCAGGCCGGGAUGAGCUCCGGUAGGCUGGCGGGGCAGAAGAUUGAAUACUCCAGAGACGGGGGAGGAAAAUGGCCAGAGGGAGAACACUGGUGCAGUACCGCCUCCGCAGCAGCAGGUGUCAGCAGCAGCAGCAGCGCGCCAGCUAACGGUACAACCCAGCAUCCCCCAGCAUCAUACAAAAGAAGAAGAUUCAACAUCAACAGUGCAGGACCGAGUCUCCUGAUCCUCAUAUGCCCUCAUCAUCUCUCAUCAUCUCUGCAGAUAAUCCCUCAUUUUCUGGCCCAGAUAUCUUUAGCAGAGCAGCAGUGA